Molecule: messenger RNA, 303 nt
Organism: Apis laboriosa (Himalayan honeybee)
Lineage: Eukaryota; Metazoa; Arthropoda; Insecta; Hymenoptera; Apidae
Product: cuticle collagen 34-like
Exons: 1
Source: RefSeq, a predicted model, not a curated record
GUUGGCCAGGAUAUCCCGGCUGUCCUGGUUUUUCAGGUGAUCCAGGUUGCCCAGGAUAUCCAGGUUGUGACGGAGUUCCUGGUAUUCCAGGUGUUCCAGGUUGGCCAGGUGCUCCAGGUUGGCCAGGUGUUCCAGGUUGGCCAGGAUAUCCCGGCUGUCCCGGUUUUCCAGGUGAUCCAGGUUGCCCAGGAUAUGUAGGUUGUAAUGGAGUUCCAGGUAUUCCAGGUAUUCCUGGUGUUCCUGGUGUUCCAGGUUGGCCAGGAUAUCCUGGCUGUCCUGGUUUCCCAGGAUACCCUGGUUGAC